GCACAAGCAUAAAGCUGCCAAGUUCAACCAAACACGCCCGUUCGUUUGCUGUGCUCUCUGUGCCCUGUUGCCGUCGGUUGGGGUCUCUGUCACUGGGUGCAGAUGUGCUUCAUCAACUCGUGGCGCGGGAACAGCUGCAGCGGAUUGUGUUUGUAGCUGUGUUUUUUUUCUUCUCGAAGCUAUGUAGCGACGCUACGCAGAGGAGCCUCCUAUAGGCGUGACUGGGAGGCUUUGUGCAGAGUGGCUGGCUGGCUGACUGUGUAGCCAACGCAUGGUCUGUCAUUGCAGCGGUUCUGACAAACGGACUCCUGACUCCAGCGACUUAUCAGAAACGCGCAGCCCUGUCCAGUUUGAGUUGUAAUUAACUCUUUCAGAAGUGGCAUUCUCGGUGCACCGUCAGCCUCGUGUUAAUUUUGUUCCACCACCACCACCACAUGUGGCUUUACAUCGAGCUGUUCUGUUUCACACUGCGAUGGAUGCGGGUGCGUGCCACUUGUGGCGCGAGUGUAUGUUAAUGUGAGGCUUUGGUUCUAACGCACAGGACUGCAGCAGCAGUAGCAGGGGCCGCCUGUCUGGUCUGGUCACCUCUUGGACAACACUCAGUCUCCGCUCCAAGCCCUCGUCCACAGCUGACCGUGUGCACAGAGCUCCGUGUCGCUGUCUCAAAGUUUGAAGGAAGGGGAGGAGCCCUGGACAGCCCUCGCUUCCCUCUUCACAGGAAGGGGAGGAGCCCUGAGGAAAGGGAACCGCUCUCCUCUAGGUGCAUGAUGUCAUCGCAAGUUGAAGGACAUCAAGUCGAUUGAUCAAGUUCAAGUUGGGCUUGAGACAUAUUUAUAUGUUAUGAGCUAAAUAGAAUCAAAUUGAAUUGUUUAAAAGAUAACUACUGAUUUAUGUUAUGUGUACUGUAUAUAAGAGUUACUGUGAGCGUUUUGGUCUCAGUUAGUUUGUGGGGGUGAGAGGAUGAAUAGAGAUAUUACUACAGGUCUGAAUUAGUGUUAAAAGUCUAGGAUGUGAUCUAUUUUUGUUUGUUUAGAGUGUGUUCUAAGCUGUUGGAUAAAAAUGGACACAAGUUUAAGGGAAGCUCUCUGGAGCCCAGCGGACAAGUGAAGCCAAGGGCAUAUUUCACACACACUAAUGCGCUGUUUGAAAGCUCAUGAGGCAGUUCAAGAAAUACAUCUUUAAAUAUUUAUCCUGGAUAUUUGUGAAACAUUUCUUCUGAACAGAGCCGACUUUGCUUUGUCUCAUGUGUCCAGGGGGAGUGUGCUGCGCUGUGCUGAGCGCUGUGCUGAGCGUGUGCUGCGGUGCGGUGCGGUGUGGUGGUGGACCUAUUUUGGGAGAAGACUGGCACCAAACGGAGCUGAAAAGAGGAAGAGGAAGUGAGAAAAGAGAAACAAGAUGGAGUCUGUGGCACUGGAACACUCUCCCACCGUCGACGAGCUGGUGGACGCCUGCAUCCAGGCCUUUGAUGAGGAGGGGGCAGUGAUGGACUCAUCUGUGGUGCGCAUGUUUCUUAUGAUGCAUCCGUGGUAUCUGCCCUCCACAGAGCUGGCCAAGAAACUGCUGCUCAAAUCGCAGGAGGAGGGAUGCACAGACGACGUGAGGUCCCAGAUAUGCCAUCUCGUCAAGUACUGGAUUGCUGAGUUUCCAGUGGAGUUUAAUUUGAACCAUGAACUGGCUGAUCAGAUCAAAGACCUUAGGGAGCUCCUUAGCACCGAAGGCAACGAGCAACAGAGCCAGCUCAUCGACGUGGAGAGUGUGCCCUCGUACAAAUGGAAGCGUCAGGUGACCCAGCGCGUGCCGUCCAUGUCCAAGAAGAGAAAGAUGUCUCUGCUGUUCGACCACCUGGACUCCUGCGAACUGGCCGACCACCUCACCUACCUGGAGUACAAGUCUUUCUGCAAGAUACUGUUCCAGGACUACCACAGCUUUGUGAUGCAUGGCUGCACGGUGGACAACCCUAUACUGGAGCGCUUCAUCACCCUGUUCAACAGCGUGUCCCAGUGGAUCCAGCUCAUGGUGCUCAGCAAGCCCACCGCCCCACAGAGAGCAGCGGUCAUCUCCAGCUUCAUACACGUGGCGCAGAAGCUGCUGCAGCUGCAGAACUUCAACACCCUGAUGGCCGUGGUGGGGGGUCUGAGCAACAGCUCUAUCUCCAGGCUCAAGGACACACAGGCACACAUCAGCAACGAAACCAACAAGAUCUUUAACAGUCUGAUCGAGCUGGUGUCCUCGUGUGGGAACUACAGCCAGUACCGUAGGCGGUUCUCCGACUGUUCUGGUUUCCGGUUCCCCAUCCUGGGCGUGCACUUGAAGGACCUGAUUGCGGUGCACGUGGCGCUGCCGGACUGGGCUGACCGGGAGAAGACCCGGGUCAACCUGACCAAGACCCAGCAGCUGUACAGCAUCCUACAGGAGCUGGCGCUCGUCCAGACCACGCCGCCCACCAUGGAGGCCAACACAGACCUGCUCAACCUGCUCACGGUGUCUCUUGACCAGUACCACACAGAGGAGGAGAUCUACCAGAUGUCUCUUCAGCGAGAGCCUCGUAAAUGCUCGAACUCCACUCCACAGACGCCAACCCCUGCGCCGAAGCCAUCCAUGAUGGACGAGUGGGCGAUGUCUGUGAAACCCAAGGCAGACCCUGCCAUCAUCACCAAACACAUCGAGAAGAUGGUUGAAUCUGUGUUCAAGAACUUCGAUACAGAUGGAGAUGGCUACAUCUCCCAGGAGGAGUUUGAGAUUAUCAGGAACAAUUUCCCUUACCUGAGCAAGUUUGGAGAGCUUGACAAAAACCAGGAUGGAAAGAUCAGCCGUGAAGAGAUGAUUGAUUACUUCAUGAAAGCCAGCUCUCUGCUCAACUGUAAGAUGGGUUUCAUCCACACCUUCACAGAGACCACCUACGUCAAGCCCACCUUCUGCGAGCACUGCGCCGGCUUUAUAUGGGGUUUCUAUAAACAAGGCUACAAGUGCAAAGUGUGUGGGGUGAACUGCCACAAGGCGUGCCGGGCGCGUCUGGCUGUGGAGUGCAGGAAGAGGACCAAGAGCAUCAGCCACGAGUCCCCACCAGCACUGCAGGCCCGAUCAUACAGCUUCCCACCGCCCUCCAACUCACCAGCCAACCUGCAGCACACAGGUGAGCACACACACACACACACACACACACUGCAGGCCCGAUCAUACAGCUUCCCACCGCCCUCCAACUCACCAGCCAACCUGCAGCACACAGUUAUCGUUGAAGAAGAUAUCGAGGCAGUGGAGGAGGGCGUGUUUGAUGUCCACCUAUAACCAAAAAUAUGCCUGUGGCUUCCUAAGACAUAACCUAAGACAGAAACAAAAACUUUUACAUAAUUCAACCUGCCAGAAACUGAUGCUAGUUUGGAAACACUUUGGUGCUUCUAGGCAGAGAAGUGUCAAUUGCCAUGCUAGCUGACACCCUCUGGCCUACUGACAAGCAAGUGCAGCAGCCAGUUAGCAAGCUAUCCCCACCCAGCAAAAGCAUUUAGCAUACUAGGCUAGCAGUGUGCCACUUUUCUGAUGAUGCAGCAUGGAGGCGAACCUGCCAGCCAGUGACUCUUCCUUGUGAUAGGAGUUGAAGACAGCCGCCACUAUUUAGCCUGAUAGCUGGAAGGAGGGAAUUUACUGAGAGUGCCCAUAAACACAUGUGUAUCGCCAUCUGGUGGACAACGACUGAAACUACACAUGGACUUCCUCUUUCUCCAGUGAAGCUGGUAGAUUUCCCCCUCUGGAAUGUGAAAAUGAACGAACGAAUGAACGAAUUGGUAUUUGUAUUUGUAUUUGUUAUAUCAGUACCUUUGUAUUCAAGUGUGUUUACAUUUGUGGACAGUUUCUGUUUUGCUGUGCAUGCCAUUUGCUGUUUUUCUUUUUAUCAUUUUAAACCCUAACUACCCAGACCAUAAUGCUAUCAGUCUGCUGGUGGGAAAGCCUCUGGUUUUUAGUCACAGGAAGUUGUGUAACUUUGUGUGCUAUUUUCAGUACAGUUUUUUGAAUAUUCUCCAAGACUUAAAUGGUGCUGUGUGUCUUUGUGCCAAGAAUGUAUUGGGAAUGAACCUGACUCAGAUCUAUUUCAGCUUUCUCUGUGUGUGUGUGUGUGUGUGUGUGUGUACGGUAUAAGAAUGUAUUGGGGAUGAAUCUGACUCUUUGUUCUAGUUCAGAUCUUGUGGAGGAGUUAGUCGACAUUUUGUAGACUCUAAAUAUGAUGGCUUUGAAGGGAAAGUGUGUGUGUGUGUGCGCGGUGUAUGCGUUUGUGGUUGUGUGUGUGUGUGCAGUGUAUGCGUUUGUGGUUGUGUGUGUGUGUGUGUGUGUGUGUGCAGUGUAUGCGUUUGUGGUUGUGUGUGUGUGUGUGUGUGCAGUGUAUGUGUUUGUGGUUGUGUGUGUGUGUGUGCAGUGUAUGCGUUUGUGGUUGUGUGUGUGUGUGUGUGUGUGUUUUUGCAGCACCAGUCUUCUGUACAUACAUCCCCACCAAUGCAGUAGCAACUGAAAACAGAUAUACAUACUCUGCAAACUCAACAUAUUUGAAAUAUUUGCCAGCUUAGCUAUGUUAUAAUUCAUAACAUGGGUUAUUUGUUUGUGCUGUGCUAUUUGGUUUAGUAUGAUGGAAUUUUAAAUCUGAAAUGAAAAAUGUCAGGUUACAGGUUACCUGUGUUUUAUUCCAAAUAUUGAAUAUUGUUCUGAGAAUUUGAACUAUUCUAUCCUGUUUUUGUAGUACAAGUACCUGUUGCAAUGCAUGUAUGUACUGGUUAAAUUCUCUUUACUGUUUCUGGUGUGCACUGAUGUUUAUUUUGCCAAAUACAUUUUGUACAUAUGAUCGUUUAUUUGUUAAAGGGAAUGGUUGUGACUAGACGAUUUGUCACCAUUUUUCUUUUCUCUCAGAAUGUUAUGUACAGUACUGUUCACAUAUCACUGCUAUAUUAUAUACUGUUUCCAUAAGUAAACACAACAAAUAAACACAUUCAGAGCAUUGAUG
Molecule: messenger RNA, 4984 nt
Organism: Alosa alosa (allis shad)
Lineage: Eukaryota; Metazoa; Chordata; Actinopteri; Clupeiformes; Clupeidae
Product: RAS guanyl-releasing protein 2-like
Exons: 18
Coding region: 1396-3285 (629 amino acids)
Biological process (GO): Ras protein signal transduction; positive regulation of GTPase activity
Cellular component (GO): plasma membrane
Molecular function (GO): calcium ion binding; guanyl-nucleotide exchange factor activity
Source: RefSeq, a predicted model, not a curated record